UAUUUUCGUAUGUUGCGAAGUUUGUACGAUGUAGAAGAAAUUUUACUAUUUUGUCAGAAGAAAAUAUUUCCUAUUAGUUAGACAAAAGCGUUUAUUGUCUAUUUGAAGAUCAUAAAUUAUAAUUUUCUAGGAAAAAAAAAGAUUGGUUUUCUAUUCAGAAUAUUUUGUGACUAUACUGCCAAUUUUCACUCACAGAGUUGAAUAUGGAGUUUUCUUUAUUUCCUAAAGAAAAAGUUAAUAGAUGCCGAAAAAAAGUAAUUCCUUGGCAUGUUCAACAACGAUAUAUGGAAAGUUUCAGUCAGCUUUCAUUAAAUCAAACUAUUGCAACAGCUUUUUACAAAAAAAAGAUAAAAUCUUUGCAACGAAACAACAAACAUCUUGCUUUAGCUCUUCAGCGAAGCCGAUAUCUUGCAACUGAUAAAGAGAAUUUAUUGAUAGAAAAUGGAAAAGUUUUAGAUAUUAUAAAUUUUUCAAGACUUAAAUUAACGGAUAUGGCUAUUAGUAUGAAGCAAGCCACAGAAUGUUUAGACGAAACUCUUUUAUUAUUAAAUUCAUCAAUAGCAGACAACUUAUCUAAACAUCCUCCAAACAAUCUAAAUUACAGAAAUGAUUUUAAGAGCAAACUUCAAGAAUUAAGUCAAAAUUCACCAAUAGAAGAAAUGUCAGAAUAUUCUGACAGCUCAAGCUCAGAUGUUAAAACUUGUGGUCAGAAAGGGAAAAUAUCUCGUGUAGAUGCCUGCUCUUCUUCUCCUAAUAAAAGAUGUAAAUUAUCAAGAAAGGCAAGGAAUGUUAAAAGAAAUAGUAGAGAUGUGCCAAAAUUUUCAAAAGAAUCUUCAUCAGCAGUACCUUAUAUUGAUUCUAAGGAUUCAGAUUUGAAAAAUUCUAAGAAGCGUAGCUCUGCACUUAAUAUUAAACCAUCAAACCAAAAAAAAUCCUUACCAAAAAGCUCUAACAGCGAAACUCCAAGCUCUUCUAAAGUGCCAACUGUGAAUUCAGAUCUUUUCUCUCAAUAUAAAAAUAAGCAAGAAUCGCUAGACCAAAAGCGUAAAGUUGUGAAAGUUAUUCUUGCUGAUAUCGCAGAAGCAUUUAUUAAUCGAGAAACAGAAAAUUAUCGUUCUCCUGAAACAAAUGAACUUGCUUCCUCUGAGACUAGCACAGAUUUUAAACAUUUCCCUCAAAAUUCUCCUGUAGAUAAUAUUUUAAUCGAAAAAUGUUUUUCUACUGAAAUUAAUAGCAAGCAAAAAAGUUUAAAUGUUUGUAGUCCACAGUUAGGUAAUAAUGCUGAAGUAACAAAUCAUUCACAGAAGGCAUCAAAUUCAUCAGACUUUUCCAAUAAAAAUUUAUCAUCUCCUAGUGAUAUUUCAGAGAAUAAUGUGAAUCAUCCUGCACCAUCAUCAGAAAGAAACGAAGAUUUCGUAUGUGGCCGAACUGGUGCCAUAGUGAAAAUGCAACCAGUUGAAAAAAGCGGCAAUGGAAGAUGUAUUAAAAGUAUAUACUCUCAGAAAGGCAAAAAAUCAUAUAAACCUCAGAAUACGAAAGCAAUAAAUAAAGUACAAUUUUAUUUUGAUGAAGAUGCUAUAGAAAAAGUGGAUGGACGAAAAGUUGCUUCAAAAGACAGAAUACGGAAGUCUAUAAAUAAAUCUAAAGUUAGAAAAACUGUUUCAAAUGCAAAGAAAAAUAUUGCUUCCAAAAGUAUACCUCUGAACUCAAGUCUUAUAUUGCCUGAUAAUAUUAGCAAAUUAGGUAAAAAUUCUUUUCUGGUGACUGCUGAAGUUCAUUCUCCCCCAAAAAAUAUUCAUGCAAAAGAAAUAAAAAGUAAAGUGCGUGCUGCUAAAAAAAUGGAUCCUUGUGUUAUUUUGACUGACAUUUUCAAAUCCAAUCAAGGUCUGCUUUCUGAAAUGGUUGCUGAUGGUUUGCAUGAAAAUGGAUGCUUCCAAAUGACUAUUAAAAAUUCGGCUGAAGCUCCAUUAGGUAAUCUUAGUACAAAUGAUUUGAAUACUACUUAUAUGGACUUUGAAAACAGAGCAGUGGUUCAAGAUGAAUUAUUUCAAGACAACUCAGUUAGAAAAAAAGUAUUUUGCCAAGAGAGAGCUGAAGAAAGCAAAAAUAUUUGCAAAAAUCAGCCAAUUGGUUUGAAAGAUGUUAUAAAUUGCAAAAAAGCAUUUAACAAAUCCUGUAAAGUAUAUUCUAAUGAGAAGAACAGAAUAAAUUUUAAAUCAUAUAUUUUGCUGGACAAAGGUGAAAAUUUUUAAUUAUUUUUAAGGCAAAAGUAUGUUUAAAUAUGUAGUCUAUCCAAAAAGGAACCAAACUUGUAAAAUAAAUGCAUAUUAUCUCCUUCAAAAUACUGUUCUAUCUAUUUAUAUAUUGCUCUCUUUCUCUCUUCUCUCUCAAGAGAAAAGCACUAUCCAUGGUUCACAAUGAAUUUUGUUCUCUUUUUUCUGCUAUUCCAUUUCAUUGACUUUUGAGAGUAAAGUUUGAGUUUUAGAACCAAAUCAAGUUCACAAGGAUCAAACCUGGAGAGUUAGGACAUGUUAUUUAUAGCAUGAUUAGCAGUUCUUACUAGCUGUGACAGGAUUGAUGUUUUAUUCCUUAGUCAAGAAUUAGGGCACAGAUUUUACUGCAGAUUGUCACUCAAAAUUAUCCAAAAUGAUUGUUUUUGAUUACUAGAUCUUUAAAAACCAAAAUUUACUUAAACUCAUUGCUUCUUCAUUUUUGAAAAAUAAAUAAUCAUCAAAUAGACAAAGUACUGCUUCAGUUAAACACAAAAUAGUGACAAAAUGAUGUAUUAUUCUUUAAAGAAGUACAAGAUAACAAUACACAGCAUCAUUACAGCAGAUUAGUGUGGAUGACAUGUUAGUGUUCUAAUUUAAGUGCUUAAUGUAUUAAUGCUCAAAGUUUGGUUUCUUUUAGAAUUCGCUAUAUAUAUUUAAGUUGUUGAUAACGAAUUAAGCACUUAAUGAAACAUAAAAGAUAUUUUUAAAUAU
This is a messenger RNA of Argiope bruennichi, 2984 nucleotides long. RefSeq lists its product as uncharacterized. Bases 204 to 2252 code for a protein of 682 amino acids. The record is from RefSeq and is a predicted model, not a curated record. The transcript is spliced from 7 exons. Gene Ontology annotation, cellular component: nucleus; chromosome, centromeric region. Gene Ontology annotation, biological process: meiotic chromosome segregation. Lineage: Eukaryota; Metazoa; Arthropoda; Arachnida; Araneae; Araneidae.